Molecule: messenger RNA, 2617 nt
Organism: Eurytemora carolleeae
Lineage: Eukaryota; Metazoa; Arthropoda; Copepoda; Calanoida; Temoridae
Product: putative neutral sphingomyelinase
Exons: 21
Coding region: 280-1500 (406 amino acids)
Cellular component (GO): cytoplasm
Molecular function (GO): sphingomyelin phosphodiesterase activity
Source: RefSeq, a predicted model, not a curated record
AUUCUCAGCAACCACUGCCCAAACCUACCCCCAGACCACGAGUUGUUUAUGUUCUCCGUCUGUAAUCUUGGUUGCAAGCAUGAACUUGACUAUGAGUGAACUGUGCUACAUGAAGUUAGAUUGGUAAACAGAGUGAAAAUAUAUAUUUAUAGCAUUGUCGGCCAGAAAAUGAAAUAAUCAAGAGACUAUUUUAAGCAGGAAUGAUUUCGACCUUCCGUGAAACAGGUUUGAAUGUGUAUCUCUUCUGAAUGUCGUCCUUAACAGGGAUUGUAAGUCGAGAUGCUAAGAUUAUGUUGGUCGCUGACGGUCAUUCAUCUUUUACUCUUACAACUCAUUUAUCCAUCAAGAAUUCAUCAAUCAGCCUCCAACCCAGCCUCACAACCUCGCUUCCAUCCAUCCUCACAUCCAGCCUCAAAUCCAGCCUCCUACAGAUCCCAACCCAGCACUCAGGUUCGCCACACUGUUCCAAAUCUCACGCAUAUAAAAUCAGACAGACUUGUACAGGAUGUUGGAGUCAAAGAGAAUCUAAUAGUGGACACAUACAAACAAACUCAAGGAGAAUGGUUGGUGCAGAAAAACAUUUCAGCUCCUUACCCAGAAGUAGGAGGAGUAGGAGGAGGGGGCGGGACACUAUUAAAGGUUUUAAACUUGAACCUGUGGGGCCUGGGCUGGCCGCUAGGCGAGGACAAAGAUCUCAGAUUUAUGGCCAUAAGAGAAGAGCUUGUUGCAGGAAACUAUGACAUAGUCAUGCUUCAGGAGUUAUGGUACAGAGCAGACUAUGAUAUUCUGAGAGCUACAAUGCCAUAUGUAUCACAGUAUGACAGUAUAAACUCUGGCUGUACUAGUUUUAUCCUACCCCUGGGGUGCUCAGGGCUAACUGUUUUAUCUAAAUAUCCUAUAGUGGAUGUUCGAUUGAUUCCGUUUAAUCAUCGAGGAAAUUUUUGGAGAUUCGAUGGAGAAAUAUUCGUUAGAAAAGGGCUAGGUAUAGCUCGCAUUCUGUAUUUAGACAAAACUAUAGAUGUCUUCACAACUCAUCUAGUUUCUUAUACUAAGGCGGAUGAUAACAAGUUAGUUCGAUAUAUGCAGGCCACAGAGACUGUAAAUCUAAUUUCUAAGUCAGAUGCUGAUAUAACCCUAUUUGGUGGAGAUAUCAACGCUACUCCUAUUGACAACAUGCAUCAACCGUAUGGUAUGCUAAGAACUGUUCUGAAGGAUGCUAUGGUGGAUAAGUAUCCAGGUUCCUCCUUCCAUCCCCUCUUCGCUACAUUUGGAAACUCAGAGAACACUUACACAAGGCAUUAUAAACCGGAGAGAAUAGACUACCUCAUGUAUAGGAGUAUUGACAGUAUAUCAAUGAAAACUGUUGAGUUUACUAUGCCGAUAAUGUUAACCAGGGCUGCUGAUGGACGAAUUAUCUCUGUAAGUGAUCAUGAACCCUUGUCUGCCACCUUUCUAAUCCAUGAUUACAGGAAUCAUACUCAAGCUAGAACACUGAAUUAACUGCAGCAGGACUUCAUUUUCAAACCAUUCAUCCAUCACUUUUCAUUUAAUCCAUUUAUUUAACAACAUAUAGAAAUAUAUUCAAGAAUAUAAGCUUAACUAUACGUCAAUGAAAAAAGUGCUUAAGCUGAACCAUACAAAAUACAAAUCAAUUUUAAACUGUUUGUAAAUAAAAAAGAAAUCGUUUUUACUUGAAAAAGGAUUUUUAGUAGUUAAACAUAUUUGUAAAUAACAAGUAAUUUGUGUACACAUUCACUAAGCAAUAACAAUAUGUAGAAACAAUAACUAACAUAAACAAUAAGUAUAAAAAACAAUAACAUUUACAAAAUUAGAACAUUUUUAACAAGCAAUUAAAAACUGUUCAUGAGCAUAAACAAAUUUUUCAUGAGCAAAUUAAACUGUUCAUCAGCAAUAAAUAGUUUAUGUUGCUCAUAAAAAUAUUUAAGAAAUUUUUAUUUUAGAUAUUGUUAUUUCUACCAUAUUAUCAGAGGUCGAAUUUAAUGACUAAAGGAAGAACUAGUUUAGACUUCAGCAGAACUGACUAGUUUUAAGACAUAAAAUAAGUCAUUUUAAAAAAUGCGUUUUGUAAAAUAUGUAAAAUUAUGAAGAACUCUUCAGCUUCAGAAGGUUUUUAUAGUUAUUACUCGAUUUCCUGCAGAGUCUUUGAUUCUUAAAUAAGACUUUCAUUUUCUAGUCUGACUUAAAAUGACUUUUUGUACAGUGUACAUAAAUACAAUAUAUACGUUUCUAAAGUUACGAAAAAUUCAACGUCUUGAAAUUUCUGAGCUUGAUAAAUUGUAAGCAGUCGAAUUUAUCUUUUUUUUCUUCUAGUUAAAUAAAUGUCGUCUUUCAGCUAGAAGUUAUUUUCUCUGUUUUCCAAACCUAAUCAUAUAGUCACAAUUGUUUAUCAUGUACACAACCAGUGUACACAAUUGUUUAUCAUGUACCAACGAACACUCGUCAUUUAAGUAUUUUUGUAUUCAGCCAAGAAUGCAUGUAAUGUAAUAAAUGUAUUGUGUACAAGCUUUAGUGUACAAGAACUAGUGUACACAAUACAGUGUACAAGAUACAGUGUACACAAUACAGUGUACACAAUACAGUGUACAAAAUACAGUGU